AUGUCGGAACAGAACAAGAUCGCCCUUGUCACAGGCCUGACGGGCUUCGUCGCCACAGAGAUAGCCCUACGCUUCCUACAAGCAGGUUAUACCGUCAGAGGAACCGUUCGCUCGACGGCAAAGGGCGAAGCAUGGAAGUCGCUCGAGCCUCAAAAGCAAUACGGCGAUCGCAUCCAGCUUGCCGUCGUUCCUGAUAUGCUAGCAAAGACGGCCUACGUAGAGGCAGUCAAAGGCGUCAGCGUGUUUUUGCAUGUCGCUUCACCCAUUCCAGACUUUGCCAAGCCGAGCACGGACCAUGAGAACGUCUUGAUCCGGCCAGCCAUCGAAGGCUCUCAAAAUGCAUUAUAUGCCGCUCUUGGCGAGCCGACAGUCGAAAAGUUCAUACUAACAUCAUCGACUGCUGCAUCUCAGAGUCCGGCAGUCUAUGGCGAUGCCUCGAAAUGGAUCUCGCCGCAGACGUGGAAUCCGACUACCUACGAGCAAGCAAUCGACCCUCAGAUGCCCGCAAUGCUUGCCUACGCCGCUUCAAAGGCGCUCGCAGAAAAGGCUUUCUGGCAAGCCGUCGAGACGCAGAAGGCUCACUUUGAGGCUGUCGCAAUCUUGCCUGGCAUGGUCUUUGGACGCUCCCAUAGUCCGGUAGCAGAUCCCAAGAAACCCAUCACGGGCACGAAUGAGAUGCUCUACAAUAAUUCGUUCAAGACUGAUGGGGAUCCUGCAAGCCCACUUUCGCGAACGUUUGUGUCGGUCAAGGAUACCGCAGAAGCACAUUUCCAGGCCGCUGUACGACCUGGAGUCAAUGGCAAACGACUCGUUGUGGGCUCACUUGGCUCGCCCGAUCGCUGGAUCGCAGCAUUCAAGCAGCACUUCCCCGAGCGUCAAUUUCCUCACCUACCGGCUGACUACGAGCCUGCGCCUAGCAUUCAGAUCGAUAGCAGCGCUACGGAACAGGUCCUCGGCUUCAAGCUGGAGACGCUUGAGGAGACUGCGCUCGAGGCGGGUCGAUACUUUCAGGAUGUUGUUGAGCAAGCUCCGCCAUAG
This is a messenger RNA of Mixia osmundae IAM 14324, 1038 nucleotides long. RefSeq lists its product as uncharacterized. The record is from RefSeq and is a predicted model, not a curated record. The transcript is spliced from 2 exons. NCBI's taxonomy places the organism in Eukaryota, Fungi, Basidiomycota, Mixiomycetes, Mixiales, Mixiaceae. The coding region runs from base 1 to 1038 and encodes 345 amino acids. Gene Ontology annotation, molecular function: oxidoreductase activity, acting on the CH-OH group of donors, NAD or NADP as acceptor.